AUGUCAUCUCUGACCUCCCUCUCUAUGACAUCCCUCUCUCUGCCAGAGCCUCCUUCCAGUCUGAGGCUGGAACUGUACCCAAAGCCAGAUCUAGUCAUCUGGAUGAAAGAGAUAUUCAGAAAGAGGAGAAAUCCUAAUGACCCAUCUACCCUCCUUAAGCAUCUAGCUGAUGUGAUGAUCUGUGAUCAUGAGGAUGAGGACCUCUCCAAUGACUUCUUUGAAGAGUGGCCAUCCUCUGACUCUUCCACACUCCUUAUGAGCCUGGUAUUGGAGACCAUGUCUGGGACUUCAUUUAUGAGGUUGCAAGACUUGCAGAAAGCAGCUCCAGAUAUGUCACUCCCUAAGAAAGCCCAAGCCUCCCAGCCUCCAGUCCAGUCCCCUCAACCUCCAGUGAUCUCUAUGAUCCAAGGAUCCUUGACAAGCUGGCAAGUGAGAAAGAGAGAGAGCUUGAUCAGCAGCAGUGAAAGGACAAUGAGAGAUACUAUACCAUACAGCACAGACAGUGACUCAGAGAAGAACAAGCAGCAGAGUGGGGCCCAGCUCCACUGGAGUAUUAUAGACUCUAUAAAGGCAGAGAGGGAGACUUUUACUAUGAAGAAAAAGAAGAUCUAUUUCCAGAAGUCUCCACUGAUAAAGCCCAAAGAGUCAGAGUCAUGGACCCACCACCUAACUCAGAUGACAGCCCUGAAGAGCCUCAAGAGUGACCAGAGUGGAGAUCCAACAACAAAGACAACCUCUGGUCUGCUGAUUGGUGGGCCAAUGCCAAGGUAUACACUGCAGAUGAAGCCAGAAACCUCAAUGAUGAUUAUGAGCCACCAUCUCCAACCUAUGAAGAAAGCACCAGGAGUGGAAGCUCUCUCCCCUCAGAUGCCAGCUCUGUACUCAGCAGUGAGGGAGUGGAGAGAGAAAGAGAGUGGUGAAGAGGUAAUGAAGCCAGAAGAGCUGGGCCUUCCUGAUCUAACCAACAGCCUACUACUUGAAUGA
Molecule: messenger RNA, 984 nt
Organism: Guyanagaster necrorhizus
Lineage: Eukaryota; Fungi; Basidiomycota; Agaricomycetes; Agaricales; Physalacriaceae
Exons: 3
Coding region: 1-984 (327 amino acids)
Source: RefSeq, a predicted model, not a curated record